GUUGAGUUGAGUUUCUAUUCUGCACUGCUGUCGUCCUGAAGGAUCGAUAUUCCUUUUUUAUCGUGCUGGGUUCGCGAUCGCAUCACUCGAGGCUACCAAGGAAGACCAUGGCUUCGGUCCGUGCUUUGUCCUGACGAGCGCACAGGGCCAGUAUGAAUAGCUGGUUGUCUUCAAAUCAUGCAGCCGACGAGCAGCCGUUGAACUCACAGUAUUCCGGCUGGUCGUCGACUGUCAACCCCAGCAAUCAACCGUCGCCGAAUCGUCGAGAGCAUGCAGUGCAGCCACCUUUGUUAACGACCGCGUUGAAUGCUUCGCAUUUCCAUCACGCGUCGACCCCUUUGUCUUCCACGUCGCUUUCCAGUCCAUUCAUCCAAGGCCAAUCUCCCGCUGUCUCGUCGCCGUCGAACGGUAGAUCGGCAUCGUCCUCCUCCUCAAUGGCAUCGAGGCAAUACAAUGUCCCCUAUAACCCGCAGGACUGGGGGCCUGUGGGUGUGAAUGCUAGCCAGGCCGCCGCAUAUUCUCAACAAGCAACUGUUCAUCAUGCCGCGCCGCAGCAGCGACUCCAUGGAGAUGCUUCUCUAUCACCACCGCCUCCGCCAUACUCACCUCCACAUAAUCAAAACUCGAUACCACGAGACUCCUACGGCCAGGCCAGCUCGAGUGCUGCGGCGGCCCCUAAUGUUACGCCGCCGCAUCAAUCAUACAGAACAUCAGAGUAUGACAACACUGCAGAGUACCAUCGACGCUCUGCCCCUCGCCCUCGCCCUGUGUCCAUGAUAUAUGGCAAUGAUGUAGAAUUGCACCGGCAGUCAUUACCACCUCCACCACCUCCCCAAGGGAAUCCAGGUUCCAGAUCCAAUUCUCAGAAUCGCGUGAAUGGAUACCAAGGUUCUCCAUAUAACUCAGCUUCGACAGGUCCGCAGUCUCGAAUGCCAUUAACAUUGUAUGACCAGCCUCUUCAAUCGCCAGCGUUGCGAAGCAAUGGAGCUGGACCAUCAACAGGACAAUUCGAAGCGCCGCUGAGACCUCCUGCAUCCCGACGAGCUGCAUCUGCAGGAGCUGUUGUGAGUAGUGCAAGCUCGUCAAGGCCCUCGAGUCUAUCAAGAGGUCCGUCACCAGCGAAUGGCUGGGAACCUGGCAUGCCUCUUCCACCACCGCCUCCCGGGCCGCCGCCUGCUGGAAGGUCGGUCAGUGUGAGUGGUUCAUCGGAGUCAUCCUCUGCAAGAACGACCCAAGGCCCAAGUCGGACUCGCGCGCGCCCGCCGCCGUUGAUGGGUACUGGCCUGGGUAGCAUUCCGCCAACGCCAGCUGAUUGGGUGGACGAGGAGUAUAUCAAUCACCGACCAAGCAGGGAUCGAGAACCGCUGCACAUUGAUACCAAUAAGGCGAUGAAGACACCAGACCUGCCAGAUACUUUGGAUUCGAACGGUCAGUUGAGACAGUCUCAGAGGACUCCCGGUAGUGGAGGGAGCGGUCUUUUCCGCAGCCCGGCUGUCCGAGACCCCAGCGCAAAAGGUAUCCGUGAAAGAAGAAUUGAGCGUCGGAAUCGGCAAAGCCAGCAUUUUGAGGACAUGAGCGCGGUAUCUUCUACCAGCGGGAAUCCAUGGGCUGAUGCGUUGGAGCAUAUCGUGCCAUCGAACCUCGUUCUUCCUGAACCUAAGAACAGCCCCGAGCAUACUCGUCAGCCAUCCUCUUCAAGGUUUACUCCUCGAAGCACGAGAAGUAUUGGCUCAGACAGCCAACAUCCAACCUCCCGGUCAAGAGCGUCCUCCGGUGGUCUAUUCUCCGAUAGAUCAUCUUCUUACUCAACACCCAAGCCAGAACAAAGCCCUGCAGGACCUUCAGCUGCGUUUGCAAACACACCGCCGUUCUCGCCGAAUGGAGAAUCGUCGUCUCGAAAUUAUAAAGAGGAAUCUCAUGCCGUACCACCAAAAGCUCUACCCACACCACCCCUCAAUUCAGGCAAGGAACCGCAGCCACGCUCUCGUGCUACGUCUAGGGGAGCAGAGGACCGUCCAAUUUCUCAUAUACUGCAUCUUCCUAAUGAUGGCAUCCCUGGGAUCAAGCCGCUGUCACCACGCCGAUUACCCACACAGCAGGCUGUCCAGCAAACCUCUCUGGAGUCACUCAUCAAGCAGGACACCGAAUUCGUCCAAAGCUCGAUUCAAAGGCAUAAGAAAUUUAUCGAAGAAGAAGCCGCUGCCUUGAACGAGGCUGACGCCCUGAGAAUCUUCAAUGACUUUAUAAUUGCCGAGUCUCAAGUACGGCGUCAGCGAUACGCCAACGUGUUUGACGCCGCUUCAACUCAGAUUGAAGAUGUCCGUCGCAAGCUUUUUGAACCACCCAAGAGUCAACUUAGCGGGCCAUCGAACAAGCCCGCGAAGCCGACACCAACGCUGGAAAUCCCUUCGAACAAUAGACCAACUCGACCUGAAUCCGCCUGGUGGAAUAAUUAUCAGCCUUGUCUGUCACCGAUUGCCAGUCUCGGUAUGAGUAAUGAUGAGAUGAGCUCUCGAGGCAGGGCGCCUAGUCGUUGGUGGGAAUCCAAGACUGGCUCUAGCAGUGAGGGUGGUGAGAGAAGAAUUCAGCGAUCUAAGCGAGAGUCUAAGUACAUGGGUUUGCCUCGGGAUGCGAUGCAGUGGGACCAGGAGCGGACGCCCUCUAGACUUGACGACGCGGGUGCGAAUUAUUCGGGACAGCAGGUUGCGUAUGGCCCAGACGAGUAUCCACCGGAGAAGGUUGGCUGGCAUCAGGAAACUGCGGAUUACCCCGUUGCUGGGAGAAAUGGAAUCACCCAGAUGAUGGCUAGUCAAAGGCUGGACAUUUCGCGACUGGUUACUCUGCCUCCGCCAUACCCACGUCAUUAUCCUGCUGUUAACAACAGUCAUCCGGACCUUGUGUCUUACCGAACCACUGUCCGAUCAAUCACAGACUUGUCGGAGAUCAAGGCCACUCGAGAGCGGUACAAGGCCGACGUGGAAAGGAUGACUCAAGAGUACCAGGACCAGGUUAAAGAAGGCCACCGCCAAUUCAAGGCCAAUAUUCAGAGUCAGAUCCAGGAAGGAAGUCUCAGUUUCGCUGAAGCUGCCGAGGCUGAGGCUGCGAUGUUGGUGGAUCAAAACAAACGUGAACGCGACCUGGCAAAGCGACAACUUGAUAGUUACCAAGAAACCGUGCUGAAGCCUAUGAAUGCCAUUCUCGCCGAUAGAAUCAGCAGAGCAACCACCUGCAUCGACGAAUUGAGCAGCAGGCUGUUCGACGAUGCUCAGCACGAGACGCCAGACCAAACCCAAGAAGAGGGCGACGAGAAACCCGAGCUCCUAGAGAAACUGACGCAACUCAAAUGGCUCUUCGAAGCACGCGAACAACUCCACCGGGAAACUUUCGACCUAGUCAGCGACCGCGACGAGAAGUACAAACACGUCGCUCUAUUGCCGUAUCAACAAGGCAAAAACGAAGAGAAACUCCGAGAAACACAAGCCUUCUUUUCGAAAGACGCCCUCGACAGACGCGUCCAGUACGAAACUUCGGCGCUGACCCGUCUCGAGUCCUUCCUGGACGUCAUCGAGCAAAAUGUGGUCCGCGGAGUCGAAGUCCAACUAUCCGCAUUCUGGGACAUAGCCCCCUCCCUCCUCGCUUUGGUCCAACAAGCCCCCGAAAACCUCUGCGGCUUCCAAGUCCAAAUCCCCGCAAACGAGUACGAAGAGAACCCAAGUUAUCACGCCCAUCCACUGCAGUACCUCUACUCACUUCUCUCGCACGCGGAGAAGUCCAGCUAUCAAUAUAUAGAAUCGCAGAUUAAUCUCCUCUGCCUACUCCACGAAGUACGCUCUGCCGUGAUGCGCGCGAGCCGUAACCUCGCCGAGGCAGAGAUGAUUUGGCAGGGCGAGUCUGAGGAGACUGUUCGUCGGGAGAUGCAGGCUACCAGGGCUGAUGAGGAGCUUACGCUUACCACGGAUCUUAAGGAGAAGGUUGCAACUGUUGAGGGUCAGUGGACUGAGGCUUUGGGGAGUCAGAUCCAGGGACUGCGGGAACGGGUUAAGGAUCAGUUGUUGGCUGAAGAUGGGUGGGAGGAUUUGGAGCAAUUGGAGCAGGAGUAGUGAAUAUUGGUGAAUGGUUUUCCUUUGGGAAGGGGGGUUUUUCUGUUUAUGAUGGAUUUUUUUUGAUGACUUGUGAUAUCCCCAUUCGUUCGCUUUAGAUCGGGCUUGCACAGUAUAUAUUCUCUUCAGUAUCGGCCCUAGGUUUUGCCUAGUUCUACUUAUGGUAGCCCUGAAUACGAGAGUCGAAUAUCUUCUCGCAAAUGAUUGC
This is a messenger RNA of Penicillium subrubescens, 4308 nucleotides long. RefSeq lists its product as uncharacterized. The record is from RefSeq and is a predicted model, not a curated record. The transcript has 3 exons. Bases 153 to 4100 code for a protein of 1315 amino acids. Lineage: Eukaryota; Fungi; Ascomycota; Eurotiomycetes; Eurotiales; Aspergillaceae.